Messenger RNA from Hordeum vulgare subsp. vulgare (domesticated barley), 2342 nucleotides. RefSeq names its product amino acid transporter AVT6E. Gene Ontology annotation, molecular function: amino acid transmembrane transporter activity. The transcript has a single exon. The coding region runs from base 461 to 1945 and encodes 494 amino acids. NCBI's taxonomy places the organism in Eukaryota, Viridiplantae, Streptophyta, Magnoliopsida, Poales, Poaceae. Gene Ontology annotation, biological process: amino acid transmembrane transport. The record is from RefSeq and is a predicted model, not a curated record.
CGGUAGCGCUGCCUGGCCGGAAGAAAGGGAAGCAACGAGGCAACAGCAGGGGAGGGACGAAGCUCACCAGAUCUCCGCCCUCCAACCCAUCCAUCCAUCCAUCCGUCGCCGGCGGCGGCACAUCCGCCUCGCCAGGAUCCUCGUCGGUCCCUGCUCCGGCAGAGCAUACGGAUCUCCGGUUGUGUGUUUCUCCGCCCGAAUCUCGCCAAGAACCGAGAUUUGCCCCGGCGGCUGCGGCCAAUGCCGGCCUGGUUCCCGUGACGCCUUCCCGGCCUGCGUGGCGGGGAUCGGGAUCCUGCCCCCUUUCCCGCGCGGUGACCUGGUUCUUGCUUUGCCGGAGCGGCGGAUUGGGCGGAGAUUUCCAUUUUUUUUUCUGUCCCCUGUUUCCGGCCGCAGGAUCGGCCUCUCGUCGCCGUCGAUCUUGCUUUUGGGCGCCAGCGCCAUUGGCGCGCCGGGGAGCAUGGUGAACUCUAACUACUCGGCGCUCCCGCUCACCGCCACCGCCAUCGAGCUGCAGUCCGCCCACCCGCCGCCGCAUCCUCCCAAAUCUGGCGCCGCAGCCAAUGGCGCGGCACACGCCAAGCUCACCAAGCAGGACUCCUUCCUGGGUGAGGUCGAGGACGACGACGCCCACGCCACCGCCGCCGAGCACGACGAGCUGCCGCUCAUCGGCGACGACGGCCCGGCGGGUCCCCCCGAGGGCUCGGGGGUCUCCGGCGCGGUGUUCAACCUCGCGACCUCCAUCAUCGGGGCGGGCAUCAUGGCGCUCCCGGCGACCAUGAAGGUGCUCGGCGUCGCCGUGGGGCUCGUCUCCAUCCUCGUCAUGGGGGUGCUCUCUGAGGUCACCAUCGAGCUGCUCGUCCGGUUCUCGGUGCGCUGCCGCGCGCUGUCCUACGGCGAGCUCGUGCACCGGGCGCUCGGCCGCCCGGCCAGCGUCGUCGCGCAGUUCUGCAUCAUCGUCAACAACGCCGGGAUCCUCGUCGUCUACCUCAUCAUCAUCGGCGACGUCAUGUCCGGGUCGCUCAAGCACAUGGGCGUCAUGGACCAGCUCAUCGGCCACGGCGAGUGGGACAACCGGAGGCUGCUCAUCCUGUUCGUUCUCGUGGUGUUUCUAUCCCCGUUGUGUGCCCUCGAGAAGAUUGACUCGCUGAGCUUGUCGUCUGCUGCGUCUGUCGGGCUCGCCGUUGUUUUUGUGGCGGUCUCGUGCAUGAUCGCGGUUGUGAAGCUCGUCGAGGGCAAGCUCGCCGCGCCGAGGAUGGGGCCGGAUUUUAGCUCGAGGGCGGCGAUCCUUGACCUUCUCGUUGUGAUACCCAUCAUGACCAAUGCCUACAUCUGCCAUUUCAACGUGCAGCCCAUCUACAAUGAGCUCAAGGAGAAGACACCCCGCAACAUGUACAACGUCGGCCGGAUCUCCACCGUGCUCUGCGUCGUCGUUUACGCGCUGACUGCCAUCUCGGGGUACCUCCUGUUUGGCGACGACACCGAGUCCGACGUGCUCACCAACUUCGACAAGGACCUCGGGAUCAAGUUCAGCACGGUGCUCAACUACAUUGUGAGGAUCGGGUACAUCAUCCACCUGGUCCUCGUCUUCCCGGUCGUCCACUUCUCGCUGAGGCAGACGGUGGACUCGCUGGUCUUCGGCGAGCUCGCGCCCCACAGCAGGAAGAGGAUGCUCUCCCUGACAGUAGUUCUGCUGGCCCUUAUCUACCUCGGCUCGACCAUGAUACCCAACAUCUGGAUGGCCUUCAAGUUCACCGGCGCAACGACGGGGCUGGCAUUGGGCUUCAUGUUCCCAGCCCUCGUGGCGCUGCGGCUGGACAAGGAGGGGGAGUGCCUGGGGCGCGGCGAGAGGCUCCUGUCGCUCGGAAUGCUGGGGCUGGCCAUCGUCGUGAGCGUCGUCGGGGUCGUGGGAAACGUGUACAGCCUGAGGAGCAAGUCUGAGUGAGUGAUGGAUUGAUCAUCAGGAUUACUAUAUUUCUAGGGCUUGUUAUACAGAGACUGUAUUACCACUGCCAGAAUACACUAGUUAGCAGGUACACCAGUUCCAGCUGAGCUGCUGAGCAAAGCUCAUCAUACUACACAUUUUGUUCACCUACAGGGUUGUUUCAUAUGUUGUUGGUGGGCAUUCUUGUACUUUUGGACCAUAUUCUUUGAUGUAUUUUUCUUCUUCUAUUUGUUCUUAGAUAUAUAUAUAUAUAUACAUGUGUAUCCUGGGUCUUCUUUCUGAUCGAGGCAAUGAAUCAACCCGGGUUUUGUACUGAGGUUACUUCUUGUUUGCCUAUGAUAUGACGAAAGCUGCAUUCAGAAAAUCUACCUUCUUAAUGAAUUUUGCAUUCAGAAAA